Molecule: messenger RNA, 1941 nt
Organism: Histoplasma capsulatum G186AR
Lineage: Eukaryota; Fungi; Ascomycota; Eurotiomycetes; Onygenales; Ajellomycetaceae
Product: woronin body major protein
Exons: 3
Coding region: 1-1530 (509 amino acids)
Biological process (GO): positive regulation of translational elongation
Molecular function (GO): ribosome binding; RNA binding; translation elongation factor activity
Source: RefSeq, a predicted model, not a curated record
AUGCGGUAUGCGAGCAACGGGAAUCGAUUGGAGAAAACCAAAAGACACGCAUACCAGUCUCCAUCGAUUGACAAUUGGAAUUCAUCCAUUUCUGGAGGGCUGGAGGGGAGAGAAGACUCUCGUCAUCGCUGUGGAUAUUUUGCUGGGAAAUCAAGACGAGCUGGACAAGGGCCAAGGCAGCGGUCAAAUACGAGCCCAGGAUCCAGCGCCAACAUCACCGCAAUCCUUGGAAGGUUCCCGGCAAAGUCAAUGCUGGACCGAUAUCCGAUGCAUGGCCUAACCUCAUUCAGCGAAAUGCAUUCGAGAAAAGACGCUUCCAGGACAGUCAAUCUGGACUUUGACGCCCGUGUCCCCAUCCCCUUCAGUGUCUUCCCGUCGUCGUACCGGAGUGACGCUGUCUCUGAGACUACUCACACGAGAGUAGAGGGAGAGGUCAAUUUAACUGGUGCUUCGCGCGUCGAACGGGAAGAUACUGGAUACGAAGGCCAACUUCCAUCUCGUAGUUAUCAAGAAGCUGACAUCCAUAUCCACUCUGAUCGUCGCCCCCACGAGGAACACCCUAGAACACGCUAUCCCGAAGUAGAGCUUUCAAGAGAACGAUACUACGGUAACCAAGACCGAAAAGUCUGGGAAACACAGCUCGAUAUCACUGAACGUGAGUAUCGUCAACGCACAGAUCCGAAUUUCCAAGUAGAAUACGCUCCGCGGCCCACCCAAUUCCGUGACGUCGACCCCUAUUCCAACAAUCGCCAGUUCGAGCAGAUCGAUACCACCGGAGCCCCCAGUCACGUUAGCGAAGUCGAUUACGCAUCCCGAGGCAGCGAACGAGUUUACAGCGAAACCAACGUAGACCGACGCACAGUCAUCGAAGAAUCACCUCGCAAAAUGGGUUAUUACGACGACGAAGGUCAUUACCACUCUUUCCGCCGUGGCGUUGAGCGUGCAGCCGACCGUAUCCUCCACCCUCACCACCACCAUGACAGGAAGGAGGAGGUCGUCAUCACUGAUGACCGCGGCCCUACCCGGGUACGUGAUGGCGUCCGAGAGUCUGUCAGAGUCGUUCAGCCGCGUGGUGGACACCCCCCUGAGACAAUCACUAUCCCAUGCCAUUUCAUCCGUGUUGGUGAUCUCUUGAUCCUGCAGGGUCGCCCAUGCCAGGUCAUCCGCAUCUCCGUCUCUCCCCAGACUGGCCAACACCGCUACCUCGGUGUAGACCUUUUCACCCGCCAACUUCACGAGGAGUCUAGCUUCAUCUCGCAUCCUUCCUCCUCUGUUGUUGUCCAGAGCAUGCUCGGUCCCGUCUACAAGACCUACCGCAUUCUGGAUAUUCGUGAGGAUGGCCGUAUCGUCGCCAUGACCGAGACCGGUGAUGUCAAGCAAGGCCUCCCUGUUGUUGACCAGGGUAACUUGUUUAACCGCAUCAGUGAUGCCUUCAGUGACGGUCGCGGAAGCAUUCGUGCUCUCGUCAUCAAUGAUGGUGGCCGCGAGUUGGUAGUUGAUUAUAAGGUCAUCCACGGUUCCCGCUUGUAAAUUAACAGAUGGGUCAGCCAUUAUUAUCAUUUCCCUGAGUGGUUCGCUACGCCAAUUGUGCACCUGUUCCUAACCUGGAACUCGGCUAGAUUUCUUUUUUUCUUCUUCUAUGGGUCACGAUAUAUUUGAAGCCAAUUUUCUGGAUUGCUUUCUAUCGAUGACCCGAAGAACAUAACACGAAAAGAUGAAGGAAAUGAAGAAAAAGAGAUAUGAAGUUAAGGGCUAUUAAUGUUGUUUUUCUCUAUUGAUGGAUUUCGAAUGGAUGGAUGGAAUGGAUGGAUGAUCUCUUUCGUUUCCCCCAUUUCACCUGCUGCAUCUCCGUACUUUCUUUGCUCUCCUUUGCCCCACGUGUAUCUAUCUACCCCCUGCGUAUGUUGUUUGAAAAUCAAGUUGCAUUCAGCUGUCGAGCUA